Molecule: messenger RNA, 889 nt
Organism: Lynx canadensis (Canada lynx)
Lineage: Eukaryota; Metazoa; Chordata; Mammalia; Carnivora; Felidae
Gene: CITED1
Product: Cbp/p300 interacting transactivator with Glu/Asp rich carboxy-terminal domain 1
Exons: 3
Coding region: 152-817 (221 amino acids)
Biological process (GO): regulation of DNA-templated transcription; melanocyte differentiation
Cellular component (GO): nucleus
Source: RefSeq, a predicted model, not a curated record
GCGGCGGGGAGGGCAGCCGAGCUGUCCGCAAACAACGGGCCUUUAGUUUUCAGGUGGCGAAACUGACUGGUCUGGUUAGAGCACGUCCAAGCCAAGCCGCAGUACUGUUUGGAUUUUUAAAUUUCUCCUGAGUGAGAAAAUAGCAAUCGAGAUGGAGCCAUCCGCACAAAAGUUCCAGCUGGCAGCAUCAUCUCCCACCAGUUUAUCCAACUUCUGCCAAGGCUCUGAAAUGCCAACCAUGUCGAGGCCUGCACUUGAUGUCAAGGGUGGCACCUCACCUGCAAAGGAGGAUGCCAACCAAGAGAUGAGCUCUCUGACCUACUCUAACCUGGGAGUGAAAGACCGCAAAGCAGUGGCCAUUCUGCACUACCCUGGGGUAGCCUCGAAUGGAACCAAGGCCAGUGGGGCUCCCACUAGUUCCUCAGGAUCUCCAUCUCCAAUAGGCUCUCCUACCGCCACCCCUCCCACUAAACCCCCACCCUUCAACCUGCACCCUGCCCCUCAUCUGCUGGCCAGUAUGCAGCUGCAGAAACUCAAUAGCCAGUAUCAUGGGAUGGCUGCCGCUACUCCGGGCCAACCUGGGGAGGCAGGGCCCCUACAAAACUGGGGCUUUGCAGCUCAGGCGGGAGGGGCGGGGUCACUCUCUCCUUCUACUGGUGCCCAGAGCCCUGCUAUCAUCGACUCGGACCCAGUGGAUGAGGAGGUGCUGAUGUCGCUGGUGGUGGAACUGGGACUGGACCGGGCCAAUGAGCUGCCAGAGCUGUGGCUGGGGCAGAAUGAGUUUGACUUCACGGCGGACUUUCCAUCUGGCUGCUGAUGCCAACUGUCCCUAAAGAUGGAGGAACGAAGCCACCGAUUCUGUUGUAAAUAAAAAUAAAAGUUACUUACA